UAUUGCUUUUUCUAACCGCCACUUCAUCACGCCAAGCAUAUGCUUCCUAAAUAUUCUUACCAUCGCAUCUUUUACUCCGAUCGAUCAAUAUAAUCCCCUCUUCCAUUUCUCAUCGUCUUCCCUCCAUAUUUUCGUGUUCAUUCGAUCGCUCGACGACGGAGAACACGAAAAAGUCCGAUGAAGUUCGGGAAGAGGCUGCAGCAGCAAAUCAGGGAGGCAUUGCCCGGCUGGCGCGACAAGUUCCUGUCCUACAAGGAGUUGAAGAAGCUGGUGCGGCUGAUAUCGGCGGCUCCGCCGUCAAUGCGCGGCGGAUCGCGGCCGGAGGCGGAGGCGGAGGCGGAGUUCGUCUGCUUGUUGAACACUGAGAUCGACAAGUUCAAUGCCUUCUUCGUGGAGCAGGAAGAGGAUUUCAUCAUCCGUCACAGGGAGAUGCAGCACAGGAUACAGCGAAUGAUUGAAAACUAUGGAGGCCUGUCUUCAUCGGAAACACAUUACAGAGAAGAAAUGGCGAAGAUCAGAAAGGACAUCGUCGACUUCCACGGCGAAAUGGUGCUGCUAAUGAACUACAGCAACAUAAACUACACAGGCCUAGCCAAGAUCCUCAAGAAAUACGACAAGAGAACCGGCGGGCUGCUCCGCCUGCCGUUCAUCCAGAAAGUUCUUCAGCAGCCGUUCUUCACCACCGAUCUAAUCUCCAAGCUGGUGAAGGAGUGCGAGGGCACCAUAGACGCCGUGUUCCCGGCCGCCGCCGCGGAAGAAAACGGCGGCGCUCGCGGCGGCGAGAGAGAGGCGAUCACGGUAGCCGGAGAAGGAAUUUUCAGGAACACGGUGGCGGCGCUCCUCACAAUGCAGGAAAUCAGAAAGGGAAGCUCGACUUACAGCCAUUUUUCGCUGCCGCCUCUUAGCCUGCCGGAGUCUGAUAUCAUCCACUCCUUGCAGCUGCCUUCCCCCAUUGCAAUUCCCUGAUGAUUGUUAUACUUAGAUCGCCAUGAUUAUAUUGCUCCUUUUAUAUUUCUUAUUAUAGUUAAGUACAAGUAAAGAAAAAGAUAUAGUUGAAUGGGAUAUUGGGAUUGCAUUGCAGCAAUCACGCACUCUCCCUGUUUGUUAAUGAAAUGAUGAUAUUUGUUUUUUUGUGGAGAAAUGGUAAAUUAUAGUGA
Ipomoea triloba (trilobed morning glory) is the source of this 1157-nucleotide messenger RNA. RefSeq names its product SPX domain-containing protein 3. The record is from RefSeq and is a predicted model, not a curated record. Gene Ontology annotation, biological process: cellular response to phosphate starvation. The transcript is spliced from 2 exons. Lineage: Eukaryota; Viridiplantae; Streptophyta; Magnoliopsida; Solanales; Convolvulaceae. The coding region runs from base 178 to 966 and encodes 262 amino acids.